Molecule: messenger RNA, 2646 nt
Organism: Aspergillus candidus
Lineage: Eukaryota; Fungi; Ascomycota; Eurotiomycetes; Eurotiales; Aspergillaceae
Product: mRNA-binding protein PUF3
Exons: 5
Coding region: 1-2646 (881 amino acids)
Biological process (GO): nuclear-transcribed mRNA catabolic process, deadenylation-dependent decay
Cellular component (GO): cytoplasm
Molecular function (GO): mRNA 3'-UTR binding
Source: RefSeq, a predicted model, not a curated record
AUGGCGAACGGCUUUGGCAGUGGCAAUUCCGGCUGGAGCUCCGCGAAUAUAUGGAACGGCAAUCUAGGAGACCAGAACCUGAACGAGGCCGUUUUAGAGGGGAAAGCCGGCUCGAGCUCGCUGUUAUCCACGUCAGAGUCGGACGGGUGGGGGAGCCGCGGUCGUCAUAACCUUCCCUGGGAUACGAUCAACUCGUCCUCGGGCUCCCUGUCACGGGCUCACAAUGCCAGCAUGACCACCUCGCCAGUGCAGACCCGCGGGAACGAGCGAAGUGUGGCGGCCCUCUCCGAGACGACUGAUCCCUCGUACUUCUCCAUCCCCAGGUCGUCUGCCAUUGGGUCCUCCAUUGGUGCGACGCCUCACAACACCUACCUGCAUAGUACGCCGGAUGCCAUCUCGCCCUCCAACGAUGGCAACAGCUUUGGUGCCUUCAAUGGUUUGAGGAAUGGAGAAAGUCGGCGGCACGCCAGUGCCACCAGUGUGACUGGUUUCGGCGGGGCUGCGAGGGGGCCUGGGUUCUCGAUCAAGCCAGGCUUCGCAAGCCCGCUGGACAACGCAAGGUCCGAGGAAAUCGGGGGAUCCGCGGCCAUGUCUUCGUUGCCGCAGGCUCUGCCUGAUAAAGUUCCUCCACCUCUCGCCCGCAACACCUAUACCCAUGCAGCGCACAAUUCUGCAUCUUUCACGUCGCACCGGCCCACGCACUCGUCAUUCCCGUCGUUCCAUUCAGAUAGCCAAGGGUUCGAUGGUCGGAUUGGGAACGGAUCCGUGGAUUUUAACCGGUUGCAAAUAAGUGACAACAGCAUGUUGCCGUCACAUUCCGUAACAAAUCGAUCGACCUAUCUGUCUAGUCCGUCCCUGGAUGAGCAGUUCGCCCGAUACAACUAUCAACCGGGGGCCGACGAUGUCGCCUACCAGACGAUGUCGGGCUACCGAGGGGACCCCGCGGCGGACGUGCAAUUGGGUUACCCAGCGAUCAGGCCGCGGAUUGGGGACAACGUCUCCCCGUCCGAAUAUCGGAUGGAUAGCCCGUUUUACAAUGGUCUGGACGGUAAUCCCUCCAACAUGCCGCACUUUCGAAACUCUUCCGGAAGCCGCUUGUCAGAGCACCAAGCCGCCAACUUGGAGCGACGGUUGCGAGCGUACCAGCCCGAUCAUGAUUUUCUGCCGGCCUCGGGAAACCCCUUGCAGCAACGGUUCCCUUCUUCCAGUCGACCGGCUUACGACAUGGUCCAGUUUCCCGCGGCACAUCUGACCCAAAUGGCUGGCGUGGCCCCAUACUACGGCGUGCCCCAGUUUACCGGACCUGCUAUGUCUACCAGAGGUUCCCGUGAUCAACCGUCGCCGCACCGAAGUAUCGUUCUGGAAGAGUUUCGCGCCAACAGCAAGGGUAGUAAACGAUAUGAGUUGAAAGAUAUAUACGGACAUAUAGUGGAGUUCAGCGGUGACCAGCAUGGGUCUCGAUUUAUUCAACAAAAGCUAGAGACGGCAAACAGCGAUGAAAAGGAACAAGUCUUCAAGGAGAUUCUGGACAACUGCAUCCAGCUCAUGUCCGACGUCUUUGGAAACUACGUCAUCCAGAAAAUGUUCGAGCAUGGCAACCAGACCCAGAAAAAGAUGUUGGCCUACAGCAUGAAGAACCAUAUCCUGGUUUUGUCCACGCAGAUGUAUGGGUGCCGUGUGGUUCAGAAGGCUUUGGAACACGUCCUUACCGACCAGCAAGCAGCGAUGGUCAAGGAGCUGGAGCCAUCCGUGUUGCGCUGUGUGCGUGACCAAAACGGCAACCAUGUCAUCCAGAAGGCUAUCGAACGGGUUCCAUCCGAGCAUGUGCAAUUCAUCAUCAACGCCUUCAAGGGGCAGGUUGACAAACUUGCCACCCAUCCGUACGGGUGCCGGGUCAUCCAACGGAUGCUGGAGCACUGCCAGGAGGCUGACCGACGAUCCAUCCUCGAGGAGCUCCAUGCAUGCACAUCGAAGCUCAUCGCGGAUCAAUUCGGCAACUACGUGAUUCAGCAUGUGAUUGAGAAUGGGGAUGAGGACGACCGGGCUCAGAUGGUCGCGGUCGUCAUCACCCAUGUGAUCACGUACUCGAAGCACAAGUUUGCCAGCAAUGUGGUCGAGAAGUGUAUCGAGUUUGGAACGGAAGCUCACCGGCAGGAGAUCUUCCACCAAUUGACGUCGCAGGAUGCAGAUGGCAACAGCGCACUGCAAGGUCUCAUGCGCGACCAGUUCGGGAAUUAUGUCAUUCAGAAGGUUCUCGCGAUGCUCAAGGGUGCGGAUCGAGAGGCCCUGGUGGAGCGGAUCAAGCCAAUCUUGAAAGAUCUCAAGGACAAGUCUCACGGGCGGCAAAUCAUGGCCAUUGAGAAACAGAUUAAUGACGCGGAAGCUCCUGCGGGCCCCCUUGCUCACACGGCGUCGUCCACAACGCCCCCCAACUCUCACAAGUCCUCUCCGCAGCCGUCCAAGCGGUCCGUGAAUGGCAUUGACAACUGCCGGGUUCCUGUGGUCGGAGCUGCCCCGCCCACGCCGCCUCCCACCGACACGCAGUGCCCUGGGGAUGCUUCUACCGAAUCCAAAAACAUCGCACGAACCACCGUCACGCGCUUGGCCGAGUCGGAGUCUGCAGACGCCGCCUCUGUCGGUACAUGA